Sander lucioperca (pikeperch) is the source of this 5301-nucleotide messenger RNA. It is a transcript of the gene nectin3a, whose product is annotated as nectin cell adhesion molecule 3a. The transcript is spliced from 6 exons. The record is from RefSeq and is a predicted model, not a curated record. Gene Ontology annotation, cellular component: apical junction complex; adherens junction. Gene Ontology annotation, biological process: heterophilic cell-cell adhesion; homophilic cell-cell adhesion. Bases 66 to 1817 code for a protein of 583 amino acids. NCBI's taxonomy places the organism in Eukaryota, Metazoa, Chordata, Actinopteri, Perciformes, Percidae.
UGCGUGCGUGCGUGCGUGCGUCUGUUGUCCUGCAGAAGUGGUACAGCCCACGCGGAUCGGUCGCUAUGGAGAGCAGCUCCCCAGGAGCGCGAGCCAGCCAGACAGAGCAGCGACGAGCGAGGAGGACGGAUCAGACAGAUCAGAGUGCCGAAGCGCACAAACAGACAGGAAUCAUGGAGAAGAGGACUUUGCCAUCUAACGGACUGCGACUGUUAACAACACUUCUCACCUUUUACGGACUUUCCUCAGGUGUGAGCAGUAACCAGGUGGUUGUGCCUGAGAAAGUGAAUGCAGUGCUGGGGAAGAACAUCACACUGAGCUGCAGAAUAGAGGUGGGCUCCAACCUCACACAGAGCUCCUGGGAACGUCGUCUCCCUUCAGGCACCAUUACCUUGGCAGUGUUCAACCCCGAGUUUGGAACCUCCAUCUCUCCAGAAUACAACAAGCGCAUCUCGUUUGUUUCCCCCUCUGUACGAGAUGCUUCCAUUACCAUUGAAGGAGCUGGCUUUGCAGAUGUCGGGUCCUACACCUGCAAAGUGGUAACAUUUCCUCUGGGCAAUACACAAGCUUCAACCUACGUUAAUGUAUUAGUGGAGCCAAAGGUGUAUGUGUCUGCCGGCCCCACAGCUCUGCUGGAUGGUGGGAACGAGUCGCUGGUGGCCACCUGCAUAGCAGAGCGUGGCCGUCCCGCUGCUGAGGUAUUCUGGGAGACGGAGCUUUAUGGACGUAGUGAGAAACAAAGUCAGGAUGAGCCCAACGGCACCACCAGCGUACAUGUGCGCUACAUGUGGCCACCGCAGAGCUACGCGCAGGGGAAGACGCUCACCUGUGUGGUGCGCCACCCGGCCCUGCAAACGGAGUUCCGCAUACCCUUCAUACUAAAUGUUCAGUUUGCUCCAAUGGUAUCGAUAAUAGGAGUUGACAAAAAUUGGUAUGUGGGACAAGAGAAUGUGAAGUUCACCUGUGGAGCCAAAGCCAACCCACCUGCCCGUGACUUCACAUGGACCAGGUUGGAUAGAUUGAUGCCCGAGGGUGUUGAGAAAUCAAACAAUAGCUUUGCUUUCACUCGCCCGUUGGAGCGCAAUGACUCUGGAGUGUACCGCUGUAUAGUGAUAAACGACAUCGGUCUCCGCAGUCAAGAUGUAAACCUCUGGGUACAAGAUCCUCCCCCCACCACAGCCGGCCCCAGCACCACUGCAUCGCUUCUCCGCGACACCUCUGGAUCCGGCACCGCCGCAGACCAGCGGAUAGCCCUGUUUACCUCCCCGACCCUGGCAUCCCUACCCGACAGCAGCCUGGGCACUAUCAUCGGCGGGGCCGUAGGCGGCGUUUUAUUCCUGAUUCUCUUGCUGAUCCUCGGCGGGGCUUGCUUCAUGCGACAGCGCAGGACCUUCCGAGGAGACUACUACACCAAACAGUACCUGGGACCCUCAGACAUGCAGAAGGAGUCCCAGCUGGACGUGCUGCAGCCGCACGAGCUGCAGGAGGUCUACGGGGACAAGACGAGCAAAGGCAGCCAAGAGCUGAAACCCAAACUGGGCGGAGACAUCAUUUACCCCGACUACAUCCCCGACCACAAGGAUAGGGACGACUGGGCCGACAGGGGCGAGGUCCACCAGGGCCUCAAGGAGGGAAACUACUACCCAGAUCACUACAACACCCAGAACAUGCACCCCUGCGGGCCUCCUGUGCACAGCACCAUAGUGGCCAACGGCUCCCCCUACCUCCCGGAGGACUGCUAUGAAAAUGGUACAGACAGCGACUACGUGUCCCACAUGGACGGAUCUGUGAUCUCACGCAGGGAGUGGUAUGUUUGAGGGGAAGAGCGAAGGAAAAAAAAAAACAGACGAAAUUCAAACGGCUGACUGAGAACGAUUUAACAAGUGACAGAUAUAAAUAUUGUUAAAGGUGUUAUUUCAGUUAAAGGAUGAAUACAAUUUCUCAGCUCAGUUACACAACGAGCUCUUUGAACAAUACUGCUCUGCCUUGAUUGUAACCACUUAACCUUAAGGACGUGUAUGUGGAUUGUAUUACACUUUUGUAGCUUUUCAAGGAGCUACAAAUACGUUGGAACGCCUCAGUGAUAUAUCUGUGGCUGGUAUUAUCAGGCUUAAAAGGCUUUGGCAUACAGUGAAGUUUGGAUGGAUGUGAAUGAGGUUUUGUAUUCUGCUUGUUUGUGUCUUUAACACAGGUCAGGUGUUCAGGCCCUUGUUAGUGAAGUAUUUAUAUCCCUGACCGACUGAGCUCUACUCUCAUAAAACCUUCCAACUUCUGUGGCAUUUUUCAAAAUGGUCUCUUGAUUGCUUACGGCGUUUUCAUACUGUUGAAAUGUUUAUCAUGGCUGCAACUAGUAUUUAAAGCAAAUUAUAUUGCAUGUGUUGUUUAAAAACAAGAUGUAUUAUCAAGUAAAAGGGAAGGUUUGUCAGUCACGUGAAUAAAAGGGAGAAUUACACUGACAAACAAACUGACUGAUGCUAGUACAUUACAAAGAAAAACCUCUUGUAAACCUCUGCUUAGUUCUCCAGUGGCUUUCUCAAACUCGGCUUAUCUUCAGUCUGCCUGUCAGCUGACAGAGAGAGGCCACUCCCUGUGGAAGUACUUUUACUUUUAGCUUCAGUUCAGCUUAUUUAUUUUACAGAUAUCUCUCCCGUGGUUACCGUAGUGACAGCACGUGUGGUUUAAUACCGCAGCAAACACUCAUUGAGCAGCUACUUUUACAAGAGGAGCAACUGGUGAAUCUUGUUAAAAAAAUUUAAAAUAGUCCGCCGACAAAACAAAUGCAGAAAAUUACAGUUGUCAUUACAGUUGUCAUGCUUUGUAGGUGCAUUUGUGAUGAACGAUUGCGUUCAGUGCUAACUGCAGUGACAAAUACUUUCCAUUUCCUGUGGUUGCUUGACAAUAAAAGCCACCCUGAACUGGAUCACAUGCAUGCAUGCAUUGUUUUCUCUGAAUCCCUCAAGUUUAGGAAGGCAAUCUAGUGUGGGAAUGGCAGACUCUGCCACUACUAAUAAAAACUAUAGAGAGAUAAAUACUCCAGAAAAAAAUGCCUACCAUAAACAGUAUCAACAAUGUUUUUUUUUUUUUAUGAAAAUCUGAAGGUUUAUAACUUUACCAAAUACACUAUUAUCAUUAUUGAAAUGUGUUAAUCCAGUCACUUCCUUGCAGUAAAAAAGCACAACUCUGUUAUUACAGUAAACAUCAAAGGAAGCCUACCAGGCUUUGGCCCUCUCCACUUAGCCAUGAUAACAGGCUGCAUCGCUGUCUUUCCCAUUUUCCCUCCUCUGUAUCCUCUGAUUUCUGUCUGCACACAAACACCAAUUGGUCAUUAUAGUUUUUAUUUUAAACAUGGGAUCAAAGCAAUGAGUUAUAAAUACCAGAUGUGACUAUCACAGCUGUCAUCAUCGGAUAUUAUGUGGCUCCAUACACCACCAACAGUUUCGCUGCUCCCGCUCGACACUCCGCGCUGUGAUUCAUGAUGGUAAAUUAGCAACAAACAAAAAAAGGCCUGUGCACAGAAAAAGGGGGCACUGAUAAACUGAUCCCUUAGCUUUAAUUUGUAUGUUUGAAGUAUGAUUGUGCGAAUACCUCGCAGCCCAGUUGGAAACAUUGUGUGCGGCUGACAUCACUACUGAUCACAGAACAGGCUGUAAUGUUGGGGUUUGGCUCCUCAGCCGCUCCUCUGAGGAUAUACAGCGAUCAUGGAAACUAGAAAUUUAAUCCAUGAGUGAAAAAAUCUGUUUAAGAACCAUGUAGGUUAGAGCUGUCUGUGUAAUGGCUCCCAAAGGGAUUUUUUUUUCCGCUACAAACAACAAACCUAGUGACGUUCAGUUAAAACAAAAGAGUUGACAUCAUGAAUGAUCUCAUCUUUCACUGCUUGAUUUGACCUUACUCUUUUCCACUUAGAGAUUCUGGGUUUUUUUUCCUCAGGAAUGAUACAUGGAUCAAAGUGGCCUCACAUGAAAGGGAAAGCGUAACCCUUUUUGGAAAGAUCCCUGUUUAGUCAAUCAGGGUGUUUGUUGCUAGAAGAAGGAACCAUAUUUGUGUAUUACAGUCAGGACAGGGGGGGGGGGUAUUUUGUGAGGUCUUCUUUCUUAUUGGGGUUUUAUAGAUUGUGGGUGCACAUUUUCUCUUUAUUUUUUUUUAACCCUUCUCCACCCUGGUGUUCCCAUGCCAGGGCUUUGGUCGAAAGGUUUAGAUGUCUGAGAAUAAACUACUUUAAUCUCUCUCCCACUCUCAUCGUGGUGCACACGCACCCAGCCGCCACACAUCUGCCACUGCAGCCCACAUUCAGAGAGCAGUCCUCGCCUUAAACCUUCAGCUUUUUAAUUAACUUCUUUUUUUCUUUUUCUUUUUUCACUUGGCAACUAAAGUGCUCAAACUCUGUGAUAUAUACACAUUUUUCAUACUAUGGCUGAUUCAUGGCUGCCGACUUGUUUCUUAUUUGCUAAAGUCGCUCCAUGCAAGCUGCUGUCUCUGCUCUGAAAACCAUCUUUUUCUUUCAGUCUCCAACAACUGUUUGACAAAAGCAAAAUGAGCUGAAGUGAUGAAUGUUUUGUAAAGUCCUUUAUCCUUUUGGAUCACUCACCAACUGGUUGCAUGUAUAUUAAGUUAUUUGGUACCUACUACGUUCAUUAUUUCUCAUCACUAAUGUUUAUAUACAUGUACAUAAGGCUAAUAGGUUAGUGUAGGAUUAGCUGUUUGAUUUAUAUGCUCAUGUAGUUUUUUCUGGACUCCCCUACUGAAUAGUUGGUGCCUUAGACGGGCUGAGCAAUGCACAGAAACUUUGAAAAAUGACAAGCAUUAAUAUAAAGGAUAUUGAUAUCAAUAAAGAGGAGGACUGACUGGUCCGUUAAUACAUCUUCCAUCUUGAUAUUUAAAAUGAUCUGUUAUCAAGACAUCAGAAUAGACGAGGUUAAUUGUCAUGCCUUAUACACUUUGAAAGGACACAUGUAACAAGUUCGUUACUGAGACAAUUGUAUUAAGUAAAGUUUCACUGGGAAUUUAGGCAAGCCAGAUUCAUAGAAAAUAUUGUCCUGUAAAUAUGCUGGCUGUUUUUUUAUUAUUGAAAAAAAAAUCUUAUUUUUUGUAUGAGGUCUGUAAUUUUCACAGAGUAUUAGUUUGUCUGAUGUGUGUUGGAGGAGCUCCUGUCUCAUGAUGACGUACUGCAUUUUCUGUUUCUGACCAAUUAUUUUGUAUGUUGUUGUUUGAAUGAUUUAUGUCUCACAGGAAUCAGAUGAAAGUGCGGUAGAUUGUAUUCUGUUCCUUUGUUUGCAUUAAAAGACCUUCAUUAUUGCACUCAAA